AUGGCGGGCCUAGUUUGCUUUGCCUGUAAUGGGUGCUUGUCGAUUGAACAUACGUUGCAACAGAGGACUCUGUCGAUAGAACAUGGGUUGUUGGGUGAUCAGUCACAAGCGACAUUUUCAUUCACAGAGGGCGACAAGCAAGCCUGCAUUUGCGCCCAAAACAAAAAUCUCCUAAUUUCCCUUCCCGAUGAUGUGCUCUUCAAGAUCCUAUUGAACCACAGCCUUUCCACUGAAGACAUUCACCGGGCAAGCGUCACCUGCCGGAGGCUCUACUACGACACGAUCCGCUCCGCCAAAUUCGUAAACCUCCACCUCCGGCAAACCGACGAAUAUGGCCUCGUCUUCCGGUACGGCCCGAAUCGUUGCUGUCGUCAUCCCUUCCGACGGGCGGUUUUCGUUUCCAUGAAACACGGCCGCGUCACGGUAUCCGAAUACACCGCUUGCAAAUUCAGAUAUAUCUUGAAGACUAGCUGCAACGGCCUCAUCCUCGAGUACACGUCUUGCAAUCCCUUGCCCAUAGUCCACGUGGCAAACCCCAUCACAGGACCACCCUUCAAACUCCCUCCGCUCCCCGAGAACGCAGACGGUGUGAGUUGUUCGGUGGGGUACGCGGAGGCCUCGAAGGCAUACAAGGUGGCCUUGUCGUAUAGUUACGGGAGAAGGGACCCUAGGUGGGCCGUAUUCACCGUGGGUGUCGAUAGUUCGUGGAGGAAUCUUGCGAACAAGUCUUCUACCCUCGGCGGCGCCAUGUUGGUGACAGAGGGUUUUGUUCAUUCAAUUUCGAUUUCUAGGGACACUGUCGUGACGCUGAAUGUGGAGACGGAGGUUAUGACGACUAUGAGGGCCCCGAUGCCCGAGGAUGCCAAGUGCUGGUUUUCCAAGGAGUACCUCUCGACUGGGAAGUCCCUCACUCUAGUGGUUGAAGUUGAGGAUCGCGUAUUUCGAGUUUGGGAGAUGGUGUGUGAAGAUUAUGCUUAUUGUUGUUAUUAUUGGAAGGAAUGGGAACGUGAGAUUGUGUUGUUGGGAACUAAUGUUCGAUAUUUGUCUAGUAUUCAGCCGGUCGGUUGGUUGCAGCAGAUGGAGGUGUUGGUGUUUAAAGGUUCGUUAAGAAACGAUCCUUGCCGUGUUUUCUACGUGGUUAUUGCUACCGGGGAAAUCGGAUGGAUCGACCCCAUAUCGAGGAACAAGAAGGGACGGUUAGGUGGGGAAGAUUAUACAAUUCGUGGUUCAGUUUUUCCUCACAAGAACACCUUUGUGAACCCACUUACUGUCUAA
This is a messenger RNA of Striga hermonthica, 1275 nucleotides long. The record is from the annotation of a GenBank genome assembly. Lineage: Eukaryota; Viridiplantae; Streptophyta; Magnoliopsida; Lamiales; Orobanchaceae.